AGAGCUCCUCGGAUCAGCAAAGAAAGUCAACGUCAACUUCCAAGACACCGACGGGUUCUCCGCUCUGCACCAUGCGGCACUCAACGGCAACACGGAGCUCAUCGCCCUGCUGCUGGAGGCGCAGGCCGCCGUGGACAUCAAGGACAACAAAGGGAUGCGGCCCUUGCACUACGCAGCCUGGCAAGGCAAGAAGGAGCCCAUGAAGAUGGUGCUCAAGGCGGGCUCCUCGGUGAACAUCCCGUCGGACGAGGGGCAGAUCCCGCUGCACCUGGCGGCGCAGCACGGGCACUACGACGUGUCCGAGAUGCUGCUGCAGCACCAGUCCAACCCCUGCAUCAUGGACAACUCGGGCAAGACGCCGCUCGACUUGGCGUGCGAGUUCGGCCGGGUCGGGGUGGUCCAACUGCUCCUGAACAGCAACAUGUGUGCGGCGCUGCUGGAGCCCAAGCCCGGCGACGCCACCGACCCCAACGGCACCAGCCCCCUGCACCUGGCGGCCAAGAACGGCCACAUCGACAUCAUCCGGCUGCUGCUGCAGGCCGGCAUCGACAUCAACCGGCAGACCAAGGCGGGCACGGCGCUGCACGAGGCGGCCCUGUGCGGCAAGACGGACGUCGUGCGACUGCUGCUCGACAGCGGCAUCAACGCCCACGUGCGCAACACCUACAACCAGACGGCUCUGGACAUCGUCAACCAGUUCACCACCAGCCAGGCCAGCAAGGAGAUCAAGCAGAUGCUGCGGGACGCCUCCGCCGCGCUGCAGGUGCGGGCCGUCAAGGACUAUUGCAACAACUACGACCUGACCAGCCUCAACGUGAAGGCCGGGGAUGUCAUCACGGUGCUGGAGCAGCACGCGGACGGGCGCUGGAAGGGCUGCAUCCACGACAACCGCACCGGCAACGACCGCGUGGGCUACUUCCCCUCCAGCCUCGUGGAAGCCAUUAGCAAGAGAACAGGUUCCCGCGGGGCCGACGCCAGCCCGUCCCACCUGUCGCCCUCGCAGGGUGGCUCGGCCACCGCGCCGCCUCCGGCCGAGGAGAUCUGGGUGCUGCGCAAGCCCUUCGCAGGCGGCGACCGGAGCAGCCUGGGCAGCACGGGCAGCGUGGCCAGCGCGCGCAGCUCGGGCAGCGGGCAGAGCGGCGGCAGCAGCGCGCACGGCCUGCACGCCGGCUCCGAGGGCGUCAAGCUGCUGGCAACGGUCCUUUCCCAGAAGGCUGCCGCGCAGGAGGGCGCCGUGGGCGAUGGGCCGGCCAAGGCGCAGGACGGCCCCGCAGGCUCGUCGCGGACGCAGAGCGUGGCCAGCUCCCCGUACGCGCCGCAGCCCCCGGCCGAGCAGCAGCUGAAGAAGAUGGAGUCGGUGUCGGAGGGGAAGAGCUCGGAGGCCGUCUACCAGUGGCUGUGCAAGUUCCAGCUGCAGCUCUACGCACCCAACUUCAUCAACGCCGGCUACGACAUCACCACCAUCAGCCGCAUGACGCCGGAGGACCUCACGGCCAUCGGUGUCACCAAGCCAGGCCACCGCAAGAAGAUCGCCUCCGAGAUCAACAACCUCAGCAUCCCCGAGUGGCUGCCGGAGUACAAGCCGGCCAACCUGGCCCUGUGGCUCUCCAUGAUCGGCCUGUCCCAGUACUACAAGGUGCUGGUGGAGAACGGAUAUGAGAACAUCGACUUCAUCACGGACAUCACGUGGGAGGACCUGCAGGAGAUCGGCAUCACCAAGCUGGGCCACCAGAAGAAGCUGAUGCUGGCGGUGAAGAAGCUGGCAGAGCUGCAGCGGGCCGAGUUUGGCAAGUACGAGUCGGGGACGCUGAAGAAGAAGGCGCCGCCGUCGUCGCAGGAGGUGUUGGCCAUCGAGUCGCCGCCGCCGGAGCCGCCUGAGUGCCAGUCGCCCAAGAUGACCACCUUCCAGGACAGCGAGCUCAGCAACGAGCUGCAGGUGGCCAUGACGGGCGAGGGCCCCGACGAGCCCCCCGAGAAGCAGCCCAACCACGUGGCCCACGCGCGCGAGGCGCCUGGCUACCGCUCGCCCUCGGGCCGGCACGCGCCCGACAGCGCGCUGGGCAGCCGUGCCAAGCACAUGAGCAGCUCGCAGGAGCUGCUGGGCGACGGCCCCAAGGCACCCAGCGCCGCCAUCUCCAAGAGCCAGGAGUACCUGGCGGAGGAGGCCAAGGAGGGCACCGCGGUGCCGCCCAAGGAGGUGCGGCCGCUGCGGCACGGACACCCCGUGAAGCGCGCGAGCGUGCCGCCGGUGCCCGGCAAGCCGCGGCAGCCCCUGGCGCCCGCGCCCGCGGGGCGCUUCACGCCGCCGCAGACGCCCACGAAGCCGCGUCCCGCCUCGCCGCAGAGCCUGCUGGUGCCCCACGCCACGGCCAAGGUGAAGCCCACGCCGCAGCUGCUGCCGCCCACCGAGCGCCCCAUGUCGCCGCGCUCGCUGCCGCAGUCGCCCACGCACCGCGGCUUCGCCUACGUGCUGCCGCAGCCGGCGGAGGCCGAGGGGCCGCCCGCGCUGCCCACGCCGGUACCGGUGCCGGUGCUGUGCCUGCCGCCGCCCGGCGAGGCCGAGGAGGAGCCGGGGCGGCCCAAGAAGCGGGCGCACAGCCUGAACCGCUACGCCGCCUCCGACAGCGAGCAGGAGCGCGACGAGCUGCUGGUGCCCGACGCGGGGCCCUACGCCACGGUGCAGCGCCGCGUGGGCCGCAGCCACUCGGUGCGCGCGCCCUCGGGCGCCGACAAGAACGUCAACCGCAGCCAGUCCUUCGCCGUGCGCCCCAAGAAGAAGGGGCCGCCGCCGCCGCCGCCCAAGCGCUCCAGCUCGGCCAUGUCCAGCGCCAGCAUGGCCGAGGACUUCCCCAAGGAGGGCGAGGGCGACGCGGCGGGCGGCGACGAGGCCGAGGCCCGGCAGGGCUACCACGAGCAGCGGCGGGCCAGUGACUUGGGGGGCAGCGUGGACACGGGCAGCGCGGGCAGCGUGAAGAGCAUCGCCGCCAUGCUGGAGAUGUCCUCCAUCGGCGGCGGCGCCCGCGCGCUCGCCCUGCAGAAGCCGCCCGGGCCGGCGCCGGCCAAGGCGCCCGACGGCUACUACCUGCAGCCGGGGCCGCCGGCGGGCAGCCCCGAGCAGGCGCGCGUGGCCACCGUCUUGGCCACGGUGAAGCACAAGGAGGCCAUCGGGCUGGACGGGGAGGUGGUGAACCGGCGCCGGACCAUCAGCGGCCCCGUCACCGGGCUCAUCGCCGCCGCGCGCCGCGAGCGCUCCGACAGCGGGCUCCCCUUCGCCGAGGAGGGGGCCCUCACCAUGAAGCCGCGGCCGCGGCUCGCGGGGGUGGCGCGGCCCGAGGCGCCCGAGGGGCUGCCGCUCGCCGCCCGCCCCGGCGACCUGGCCAAGGUGGAGGCCAGCGCCACGCUCAAGCGGCGCAUCCGGGCCAAGCAGAGCCAGCAGGACGGCGUCCGCUUCAUCCUCACCGAGUCGGACACGGUGAAGCGCCGGCCCAAGGCCAAGGAGAAGGAGGCUGCGCCAGAGCCGUCCCCGCUCGCGCUCUACCAGAACGGCACCGGCACUGUGAAGCGGCGGCCGGGCGCCGAGGCGGCGGGCACGGAGCCGCCCUCGCCGCCCGCCGCCGGCCCCGAGCCGGCCCCGCCGCCCGCCGAGCCCAAGCGGCCCUACAAGCCGCCCGUGUCGCCCAAGCCCGUGCUGACGCAGCCCAAAGCGCCCGGCCCCGCGGCGCCCAAGAAGGUGCCCAUCCCCGGCCCCGGCAGCCCAGAGGUGAAGCGGGCGCAGGGCACGCCGCCCCCCGUGUCGCCCAAGCCGGCACCGCCCCCCACGGCGCCCAAGCCGCCCAAGCCGCACGCGGCGCUGCAGUCGGGCAGCGCGGGCUCCACGCCGUCGCCCUCGCCCGCCAAGCAGGCGGGCGCCGCGGGCGCCAAGCCCUCCAGCACGCCGCCCUCGCUCUGCUCCAGCCCUGCCAAGCCGCUCUCGCCCGCCGGCGGCCCCCAGCACGUGCCCGUGAAGCCGCCGCGCUCGGCCAUGGCCGGCGCCGCCGCGGACGCCGCCAGCUCCGACAUGGCGCACCAGAAGCUGGAGGAGACGAGCGCCUCGUUGGCCGCGGCGCUGCAGGCCGUGGAGGAGAAGAUCAAGCAGGAGGAGGAGAGCCAGGCAGCAGACUCCGGCGCCGAGGCCAAGAGCACCGUGAGCAUCCUGGACGACAUCGGCAGCAUGUUCGACGACCUGGCGGACCAGCUGGACGCCAUGCUGGAGUGAGGGGCGCGCGCCCCGGCCACGCUCAGGGCUCGCGGGGCCCCGCCGCACGGCCCGGCCCCACCGCACCUCCCAGCCCUCGGGGUUUGCACAAAGAAGAAGAUACCUCAGGACUGUGCUCACGGGCCCGGCGCCGCGCCGGCCUCCGGCAGGACUCCACUCUGCAGAAGCAAA
Molecule: messenger RNA, 4426 nt
Organism: Nothoprocta perdicaria
Lineage: Eukaryota; Metazoa; Chordata; Aves; Tinamiformes; Tinamidae
Gene: CASKIN1
Product: CASK interacting protein 1
Exons: 20
Coding region: 155-4255 (1366 amino acids)
Molecular function (GO): protein binding
Source: RefSeq, a predicted model, not a curated record